Trypanosoma conorhini is the source of this 402-nucleotide messenger RNA. Its product is annotated as ribosomal protein L27. The record is from RefSeq and is a predicted model, not a curated record. The coding region runs from base 1 to 402 and encodes 133 amino acids. Lineage: Eukaryota; Euglenozoa; Kinetoplastea; Trypanosomatida; Trypanosomatidae. Gene Ontology annotation, biological process: translation. The transcript has a single exon. Gene Ontology annotation, molecular function: structural constituent of ribosome. Gene Ontology annotation, cellular component: cytosolic large ribosomal subunit; ribosome.
AUGAAGUUCCUCAAGCCCGGCAAGGUGGUGAUCGUGACCUCCGGCCGCUACGCCGGCAAGAAGGCGGUGAUUGUGCAGAACACCGACUCCAAGAGCAAGGAGCGCCCGUACGGCCACUCCCUGAUCGCCGGCAUGAAGAAGUACCCGAAGAAGGUGGUGCGCGGGAUGAGCAAGCGCACCAUCGAGCGCCGCUCUCGCGUGGGCGUGUUCCUGCGUGUUGUGAACCACAAACACUUCCUGCCGACGCGGUACAACAUGGACCUGUCGAAGGAGCUCCGCGGGCGCAUCAACGUGUCGGACGCGGCCAAGAAGUCCAAGUCGAAGCAGCUGGUGAGGAAGCUGUUCCAGGCCCGCUACAACGCCGGCGGCAACCGCUGGUUCUUCCAGCGUCUGCGCUUCUAA